Pelobates fuscus (common spadefoot toad) is the source of this 4799-nucleotide messenger RNA. It is a transcript of the gene INPP5J, whose product is annotated as inositol polyphosphate-5-phosphatase J. Gene Ontology annotation, biological process: phosphatidylinositol dephosphorylation; negative regulation of peptidyl-serine phosphorylation. Bases 196 to 2544 code for a protein of 782 amino acids. The record is from RefSeq and is a predicted model, not a curated record. The transcript is spliced from 14 exons. Lineage: Eukaryota; Metazoa; Chordata; Amphibia; Anura; Pelobatidae. Gene Ontology annotation, molecular function: phosphatidylinositol-3,4,5-trisphosphate 5-phosphatase activity; phosphatidylinositol-4,5-bisphosphate 5-phosphatase activity. Gene Ontology annotation, cellular component: plasma membrane; ruffle; cytoplasm.
GCCCAUGGCUUUAUACCUUUUGAAACGACAGCAUGGACAAGGCAAGGCAAGUGUGCACAGAGAGCUGGAAUUGCUGUCAUUACCACCACAGAGGUUGAAUCUCUGACGUCACCUUCCACUAAGGGGCUGAGAGGAGAGACACAGAGAGAGAGAGAGAGAGAGAGGAGGAGGGAUAAUAGCAUCUGCUGAGCAGCUAUGGAAGAGGAGAGGAACUGUGGGCACAGCAGCAAGCACCGGGAAAAGAAUGUGACUACCCAGCACAGACAGAUGGAUCCUAAUGUGUUUGGUGUGGAGCAAUAUGUAUUUGUAGCACCGCCUUCUCCUGAACCACCUCCCAGACCUACUUAUUUGACCUCUCCUCGGCUCAGCCCUGCAGGCUCAGGUCGAUCGCAACCUGAGGGAUCAAGUGGGUCACAAACUCCAUUCCCAGGAGUACAACUGUCUGUUCGCCCUCUUUCUCCUGUUGGUGCAUCUGCACCUGAUCGUUCCCAGCCAGAGGGAUCUCAGAGAACCCACCCAGUGGGAUCACCAGUCAAUCCCAGAGUAGAAUGUGGCAGAUCCCAGCCUGAGGGUUCCUGUCCUGGCCUUCUGUCCCCCACUCAACAGUACCGACCACUGCCUCCUCCACCACCAUCUCCACAUCGCUCUCCUGCUCCUAGCCCCUGUGGGCAACCGGAACGUAGGAGAUCACACACUACGUUAACAUUCACAGGGUCCCAGGAGCCACGUCAAAGGUCUAAUUCAACUCAACAUAGAUUAGAGGCAACAGAAAGGUCAAUUUCCAGUGAGCUACCACUAGGUAGUGAACAAGAAAAAAAUAGUGAGGAUUUCAGGACAUAUGUGAUGACUUGGAAUGUUGGCUGCUCAGUUCCUCCUUCUGACCUUACCUCCCUUCUCUGUCUCAAUGCAGGAGAUGGAAAAACAGAUAUGUUUGUCAUUGGGUUACAGGAGGUUAAUUCUAUGAUCAAUAAGCGUCUUAAGGACGCUCUGUUCUCUGAUCAGUGGAGUGAAGUCUUCAUGGAUGUCCUGAGUCCUUUCAGCUAUGUGCUGGUCAGCUCAGUGAGGAUGCAGGGAUGUCUUCUGUUGGUGUUUGCAAAGUAUUUUCAUUUGCCUUUUCUGCGGGAUGUACAGACAGACUGCACAAGGACCGGCUUAGGAGGGUACUGGGGAAACAAGGGUGGAGUCAGUAUUCGCAUGUCCCUAUUUGGUCACAUGGUGUGUUUCCUGAACUGUCAUUUGCCAGCUCAUAUGGAGAACUCUGACCAGCGAGUGGAUAAUUUCGAAAGCAUUCUACAGCUUCAGCAGUUCGAGGGGCCACUGGCAAACGGUGUGCUGGAUCAUGACCUCGUCUUCUGGUUUGGAGAUCUGAACUUUCGAAUAGACGAUCUGGAUUUACAUUUUGUGAAAUCUGCCAUCCAUGGCAGCAAAUUAGCUUUAUUAUGGGAAAAAGAUCAGCUUAAUAUGGCAAAAUGUUAUGAGCCAGUGCUAAGUGGAUUUCUGGAGGGACCUUUGACAUUCCCCCCAACCUACAAAUAUGAUGUUGGGACCAAUACGUAUGAUACUAGCUCUAAGAAGAGGAAGCCUGCUUGGACUGAUCGCAUCUUGUGGAAAAUGAAGAAUCCUGUUUCCCACAAUCCUACAGAAAGUCCGGGUAUAUGCAGCACCAAUUCAGAGAACUUGACAGUAACCCUACUGAGUUAUGGAAGUCACAUGCAGUACACAGAAAGUGACCACAAGCCGGUCUCUGCUAUUUUCUCCCUACAGUUGUGUCCAACUCGUGUGGCCCCUCUAGUCAGUUUGUGGGUACGUGAUGAAUGGUUGCAGCCUGUAGAUGCCUGUGUUACCUAUCGGUGGUCCCCAGCGUAUAUGAAGACCUCUUGGGACUGGAUUGGACUUUACAAACUUGGAUUUCGACAUCACAAAGAUUAUGUAGCUUAUGUUUGGGCAAAGUCUGAAGAAGAAACAGAUGGAGGAAGACAACAACAGGUUAUGUUCAGCGAAGAAUCUCUGCCCAAGGGUGUUGGUGAAUAUCUCCUUGCCUAUUUCAGCAACAACCUGGGAACCUUGAUUGGGGUGACAGAGCCAUUUCAGAUAUCUCUACCUGGCUCUGACGUCGGUUCGUCUUCUGAUAGCUCGGACUCCAGCUCUGAAGAGGAUGAUAGCACCCAUGUCCUUCUCAGACCCAAAUCUCGUAGCCCCAGCCCAGCUGCUGCUCGCUCUCCAAGGAGCAGAAGCCCAGGCCUUUCCCGUCUGCACGACCUUAUCAUACCCAACUCUUCACGUCAAAAGAGUCGUAGCCCAUCCCCACAUGGGGCUAAGAGUCCUAAGCAUGAGAGACCCCAGAGGUCCCGCUCUAGGGAUGCUGCCUUUGACCGAAAGGGUAGCAAAGUUCGUAGUUUGUAUCAAUCUCAGUCAAUUCCCAUUCCUAUUCCAAGACCUGCAGUUGUUGGAUUUAACGCAAUAGAAACCACACUCACCAGUCCCAAAUCACCCUCACAAAAUUCAACCCUUCAGGCUGCUUCCCCACCACACCCUCACACUUAGCCAGAAGGAAGACAAAGAGUUCUGUAAGGUCCUUUCAUUUUGUAGUCCUUUGCUCUAGGUUGGCAGUUUGCACAGAUUCGUGUAUUGACAGCAUCUCUAUACUGUGCAUCAAAGAUGUCUUUUAUUUUCAGCCUGAUUGUAGGAUUGUAAAGGCAGAUUAUAAGAGUAACCAGUAUAAAAAAUGAACACUGGAUAUUUUGUAGCUUUUAUUAAUAUAUUCUGAUCUUGUUGCUGCCCAUCAAACUGGGAAGGGUUGUAAGGACAUUUCCAAACAAUAAAAGUCCAUCAUUCUACAUUAAAAACGAUUAUUCAAAAGUGGAAAACAUUCAAGAUAGUUGCCAAUCUUCCAACGAGUGGACGUCCCAGCAAAUUCACUGCAAUGUCAGAGAACUUUUUAAUGCUCAGAGAGAUUGCAAAACAUCCAAGAGCUUAGAGUUACAUCUGAGACUCUACAGGCCUUAGUUAGCAUGUUAAAUGUAAAAGUUCAUGACAGUACAAGAAGAAAAAGACUGAACAAGUAUGUUUUGUUUGGAAGGGUUGCCAGGAAAAAAGCAUCUUCUCUAAAAAGAGCAUGGCAGCACGGUUUAGGUUUGUAAACAAACCACAGGGCUUCUGGAACAGUGUCCUUUGGACAGAAGAGACCGAAGUGGGGAUGUUUGACCAUAAUGCACAGCACUACGUUUGGUGAAAAACAAACACAGCAUGUCAGCACAAACACUUCUUACCAACUGUCCAGCACGGUGAUGGAGGGGUGAUGAUUUGGGCCUGUUUUACAGCCACAGGAAUUGGAAACCUUGCAGUCAUUGAGUCAACCAUGUACUCCUCUGUAUACCAAAGUAUUCUAGAGUCAAAUGUGAGACCAUCUGUCCUACAGCUCAAGAAACAGAUGAUUGUUAUUAUGUCCUAAUGUAUAAUUCGAUAGAAUUCAAGGAGCGUGUACUUUCUUUUUCUCAUGACUGUACCUGACUAGUGUAUAUUGAUAUAUGCUACAACAAAUCAAAAUUCAGAUAUUCUUGGUAGGUCCUCUUUCACAUUUCCACAGUAUUUUCACGGUCAGAAAUGUUUUGCCAAAAUAGUAACUUAAAGCAUUUCAUCUGUUUAAAAAUAUAUUCCUAGUGUGUUAAUGUCUCAGGUCACACAGAAACGUUAAAAUAUUUCAUUUUAUAUUUAUCCUAAAAUUAAAUAUUUUUGUUUGACCGUUAUCUAAUACUACACCAUUUUAGCCUAUGAAGUGAAGGAGCAGCCCAACCAACAUUACUAGUAUUUAGAAUUCUUACCAUAUGUAUAACAAAUAAAAACUGUAAUACAGACCUGUACUCAGCCUUUCUAGCUAAGCAGGCUAGUAGUUUGUACAUAUGUAGUAGGGACACAGUAGACAUCAUAUAUAUAUUACAAAUCAGAUAGCACUAUGUGCUAAUGAAGAAGUGCCCUGUGAUUGUCAUUGACUAGAAACCAAAACAUUGUAUUACUGUAACAUAAUCGAAGAUUGUAGCAGUCAGUAGAGUGUGCCACCAUCUCUAACAUUAUCAGCCAAUGACCAGGCACUGCAUUGCUUAGCUCAGGAGAGCUUACAGAACAGCUCCUGCUAGGAGCCUCUUGCUCCCAGACCAGAAGAGGAGAGGAAGUGAGUGCUGUUGGCAGACCCCAGUUAGGAACUCAAAACAUUCUAAAAUGGCUUGACUACUUACUUUGGGAUUUGCCGGGGCACUCCUGGUGCAAUAGCUAAAGCACCAUGUAGUGAUUAAGGUGCAUGGGGCGUUCCUUUAAGCACCUGUAGCUUAAUGUGUAUCCUGAGAUAGCAUCUUAUAUAGAAUUAUUUAUUAUUAAGUGUUUAUUCAAUGGCACCCUUUCUCACCACUUAACCCUGAGCAGGUCUCUGUUUAUUUCCUUAAAAUGCACUGACUAAGUCUUCUCUUCUUCACAGUAUUGUUUAGUGAAAUGUGCAUCAUUUGUUGAUUAACCCUAAUACUUGGGGCUACCUAAAUAUAUUGAAUUUAAAAAGAAGUGUGGUGUUUCAGUUAUUGAGGAAAGGGAAUGUAUAUUUUAGCUAUAUGGUCUCACAGGUGUACUGAGUGUUUACAGGAUUAAUUAGUUUAGAGAGAGGGGGAACAGUGCAGUAAAUACUAAUAGCUAUACAGAUAUCAUAGUGGUGAUAUAUUAGUGUUUAAUCUGUGCUUGUAAUCUUAACUACUAAGAAACGUUGAAGGAAAAUGCUCAUAAUUUUUAUUAUUAUUUGAAAUAAAAGAUUACAUGCA